This is a messenger RNA of Cephus cinctus (wheat stem sawfly), 971 nucleotides long. RefSeq lists its product as uncharacterized. The record is from RefSeq and is a predicted model, not a curated record. Lineage: Eukaryota; Metazoa; Arthropoda; Insecta; Hymenoptera; Cephidae. The coding region runs from base 390 to 716 and encodes 108 amino acids. The transcript has 2 exons.
UGUAAAAGAAAAAAAUUGUUACAAAUGAUCGUUCAAGUUCAAGAAAUGUGGAACAUGGACGUGCCGGUUAAAGUAAUUUAAUUGGACACAUGAUUAGUGCUAAGUUUCGAAUAUAAAAUCUUAAUUAUAGUAAAACAUUUAUUCUCCAAGUUUUCGUUGUUUGGAUUGAUUUUACCUUUUGUAUAUACUUGUUGCGUAUUCGCGAGUAUAGACUAAUCCCGGUGCAAGAAACUUAUGGCUGAUCUGGUGGUGGGCGGUAUUACCACUGUGGUUUGUGUUUGAUAGUAGUCAGGAUGAGAAAGCUGCAACCAAGCGAAACCGUAUAAAACCAUCGUCUUCUAACCACUCUCUUCAGUUCAAACUGAUCGACUUCACUGAUCAACAUCGCAAUGAGUAAUCCGAGGUACGCAGUAGCCUUUGUAAUAUUCAUGGCAUACACAGUGACUGCUUAUCCACGGUACCUGGCGAUUCCUAUUGAUGAAGUUAAUAUCAUCGAACUGAGUCCAAUCCUACCAGCAUCCCCAAGGAUUGCACGACAGGCAGAUGAAUACAUAGUACCCGUUACCGUAUCAAAAUCGAAUCACGAGGAGAACGAGAAUCUUGUACCACGCCCUGAAAGAUCAACAACACGCAUUUUGGAUUACAUUGAUUUUGGUGGACACACUGGUGUCAAUGGAGCAUUUGGAUGGUACGCGGAUUACCCAGCGCACAAUUAACGUCUCUUGAAUCCUAUCUUUAUUUUUUAUAUUAUUUUUAUACCUAUAGUUCUUUGUGAGUUCGUGGUACAAUUUUGUCUAAUAAAUUCACAGAGAUCCCAUGGGAUAAACACUCGUUGGGAUGUGUCAUGCCUUCUAUCAAGUAGAUAUAGGAGAAAUCAUUCUGCGGAAAUGAAAUAAUUCUUGAAAUAAUUGCUCAAUACAAUCGUACGCGAUAUUGUAAUAUAUAAAUAAAGAGAAAAGAUCUAAGGUGAA